Messenger RNA from Toxorhynchites rutilus septentrionalis, 2166 nucleotides. RefSeq lists its product as uncharacterized. The transcript is spliced from 2 exons. The record is from RefSeq and is a predicted model, not a curated record. NCBI's taxonomy places the organism in Eukaryota, Metazoa, Arthropoda, Insecta, Diptera, Culicidae. Bases 1 to 2166 code for a protein of 721 amino acids.
AUGUCCGACCAGGAUUUGAGGAACGCAAUUCUCCGGCUCACUGAACUGGUAGCUAGCCAACAAGAGCAGAUUCAACUUCUCAACCGAACCGGUCAAGCCAACCAACCGGGAAGUGAGAAAAUCAUCGAAUCGUUGGCCACGGGAAUCGAAGACUUCUACUACGAUCCUGACGGUGGAGUGUUUUUCGAUGCAUGGUUCGCGCGCUACGAGGAUAUCUUCAAGGUUGACGGCAAGAAUCUGGACGAUCCGGCGAAGGUGAGACUACUCUUGAGGAAGAUCGGCACCAAGUUCCAUGAGCGGUACGUAAACAGUAUCCUGCCAAAGCAUCCCCGCGAUUUCGGCCUGGACGACACGGUGAAGAAACUUAAGAAGCUUUUUGGCCGCCAAACCUCGCUGUUUAACGAUCGCUACCGUUGUCUACAAUAUGUCAAGAACGAAGCAGACGAUUUUUCAAGUUACGCUGCCUCUGUGAACAAGCACUGCGAAGCAUUCCAGCUGACCAAGCUCACCGACGACCAAUUCAAGGCACUACGUUUUGUUUGCGGUCUACAAUCUCCCCGCGAUGCAGACAUCCGAACUCGAUUGAUCGGUAAGUUAGAAGCUGAAGAGCAUGCUCCGCCAGCAGACGGCACGAAGCUCACACUGGAAAAUCUCGUCGAGGAGUGCCAUCGGUUUAACAAUCUGAAGCAGGACACCAAGAUGGUAGAGAAGCCCAUUCCGGAAAAAUCCGUCGUCAACGCCGUUUCUACCAAGCCUGCUAAGAAAAAGCAACCGAAAUCUCCGUGCUGGUUCUGCGGUUACUGCUCAUCCGUGGAAUCAAAACCGAAGUCUGCAAAGAAAUUCGAAAAACCGAAAUCCAAGGAAUAUGUGAAGUCCAAAGGAAUUUCGGUGAAACGCAUCGAUCUCCAAGGGAAGAGGAAAUACGUUACCGUCGGAAUCAAUGGCAAUAAUUCUGUUCUCCAGUUGGAUUGCGUUUCCGAUAUCACGAUCAUUUCUACGCAAACCUGGAAGGCGAUCGGAAAACCAGCCAUCAGCGAAACCGAAAUCACCGCCAUCAGCGCUUCCGGAAAUAAGAUCGACAUGACUGGAGAGUUCCUUGCUGAAUUAACCAUCCAAAGCGUGACGAAAGCAGGCAUUGUCUACGUGUCAUCAAGCUCCGAUUUGGAUGUCCUCGGAAUUGAAACAAUCGACCUAUUCGAUCUGUGGUCAAUUCCAUUCAGCUCGCUGGUUAAUGCUAUCCAUCAUAAACCGGAAGACACUAAGCAAAAGCUGCGUACGAAGUUUCCUGAAGUGUUCCAGAGUACACUAGGCCGGUGCACCAAAGCGAAGGUUAAACUCUACCUGAAGCCCGACGUCCGUCCAGUGUACUGUCCAAAGAGACCAGUUGCAUACGCUGCCCUUCCAAAGGUGGAUGCCGAACUUCAACGUCUUCAAGACAAGGAAAUAAUCUCACCAGUGAAGUUUUCCGACUGGGCAACCUCGAUAGUCGUGGUCCGGAAGUCAGACAACGUUUCCGUCCGUAUCUGCGGCGACUAUUCUACACGGUUGAACAACGCACUAGAAUCAGAUGCCCAUCCGCUUCCGCAUCCAGAUGAUGUUUUUGCUGAUCUGGCUGGCUGCCGGUAUUUCUCCCAACUCGAUCUAUCUGAUGCGUACCUGCAAGUCGAGGUUGAGGAGGAAUCUCAGAAGUAUCUAACGAUCAACACUCAUCGUGGACUGUUCAAAUACAACCGUCUGCCGCCUGGAAUCAAGUCCGCUCCUGGUGCGUUCCAAAGGAUUAUCGAUAGCAUGGACGCUGGUAUUCCUGGAGUGAAACGGUAUCUGCAUGACAUCAUGAUUGCCGGUAGUACAAAGGAAGAACACGAUCGCAGCCUCCAUGAAGUUCUGGAACGGAUCAAGAUGUACGGUUUUCAUCUGAGGAUCGAAAAAUGUCGAUUUGGCCUAUCGCAAAUCAAGUUUCUAGGUCAUAUAAUCGACAAAGGCGGCUUACGACCUGAUCCAGCGAAGACUACCGCAAUUUCGCAGAUGCCAGCUCCAAUGAACGUAUCACAGCUUCGAUCGUAUCUUGGAGCUAUCAAUUUUUAUGGGCGUUUCGUCAAGCAGAUGAAACAAGAACAGACUCCAGUAACAUUCACAGUUGCGUGUUUUCACAGUAUGUCUCUAUAA